AUGCCAGACACACUGAAAAUCCUCAUAGCCAAUCGCGGCGAAAUCGCGUGCCGUCUCAAUCGAACCUACCAACUCUUCCCCCUCUCCAACCCCACUACGCCUUCAAUAUCAACUCUCGCCAUCCACACUCCCUCAGAAUCUAAUGCUCUGCACGUCUCGCUCGCCGACUCGUCCCAACAACUCGCAUCUGAGGGGCCAAGAGCAUACCUCGAUGCAGCAGCAAUCGUCGAUGUUGCUGUGAUGCAUGGAUGUUGGGGGAUCGCUCCUGGGUAUGGGUUUCUGUCUGAGGAUGCCACUUUUGCAAAGCUCUGUGAAGAUAAGGGUAUCGUUUUCCUCGGUCCAACAAGUGGACAGCUGGAGAGGUUGGGGAAUAAAGUCUCAGCUCGAGAACUAGCAAAGUCUGUCGGAGUGCCUAUCCUGCAAGGCACACAAGCGGGAUCGAAUUCAGCUUUGAACGAUAUCCAAUCAUUCGCAUCAUUGGUUGGCGGAGGGGGGAAGAUCAUCCUCAAAGCAGCCAACGGUGGCGGCGGGCGCGGCAUUCGUGUCCUUUCUCUACCCACCUCUGCUGCCGAACGGGAAAGGGUUAUUGCCAAGGCGUAUGAAUCGUGCUCACGCGAAGCGGCCGCAUCUUUCGCAGAUGGAACGGUCUACGCAGAACGUUUCCUCACAAACGCAAAGCACGUCGAGGUGCAAGUACUGGGAGAUGGCAAAGGCGGUGUUUGCCAUUUUUGGGAUCGAGAAUGUUCCCUACAACGCCGCAAUCAAAAGCUCAUUGAGAUCGCACCGGCACCAAAUUUGGCGCCCAAGCUGAGGGAAGGGAUGCUGAAUGCAGCGUUAAGGCUGGCUCAAGAGGUGAAGCUGCGCAGCUUAGCAACGAUCGAGUUUUUGGUGGACCAAGAAGGAGGAGGUUUCUACUUUAUGGAAGCCAACCCCCGCAUUCAAGUGGAGCAUACGAUCACGGAACAAGUUACCGGUGUUGAUCUUGUUUCGCUCCAGCUUCUUAUUGGUUUGGGCUUUUCCCUGUCCGACCUCAACCUCCCCACGAAUAGCCCUGCAACUACAUUCCCUAGCAAGACAUCAAUCCAGGCCAGGAUCAACGCAGAAUCAUUCACCGGAAACGCAGACGAAACUCGCCCCGAGUCAGGCUCCAUCUCAUCGCUUAUCUGGCCAAAUGGUGGUGGGGUGCGGAUUGAAACUGCUGCUCAUCCACCUCAUCCGGUGUUAGGGGAGUAUAGUGUCAACCCAUUGUUCGAUAGUUUGUUGGCGAAAGUAAUUGUUACUGCUCCAACCUACAGAGCUGCGGUGCGUGCGGCUGGGAGAGCACUCGAGGGGACACUGAUCGAGGGUGUAAAGACAAAUAAUGCGUUUUUGAUAGCGCUGUUGGAGAGUGAAGAGGUGAGGGGAGGGAGGCAACAUAUUCAUUCUGUUCAGAGUGGGGUGAAAGGGCACCUUGCUGCUGCGGAAAAGUACGAGGCUCGGGCAAAGAUGGCAAGUAAGAAAGUGGAUGCGAAUGUAGAAGCGCGGAAGAAGGCGGAAUGGAAGGAAGAGGAGGGGAAAGCGGCGGUCAAGUCUCAUCUUUCGGGCAUAGUGGUCAAAGUGUCAGUCAAAGAAGGUGACAAGAUUGCUGUUGGACAAGAGCUAGCUUUGAUUGAGGCUAUGAAGAUGGAGCAUGUUGUCCGAGCCGAUUCUUCCGCAGCUGGAGCAGUGGUGCAGAAGAUCAAGAUCCAGCAAGGUGGGGUAGUCAACACUUCUGAUGUGCUGUUCAUUCUCGACACCUCCAAUUCUUCCACCUCUAGCGCCGCCGACAGCAGCUCAACUCCGACCGAGAUCGCAGAGGAUCCCAAUGUACCCCGCCCAGAGCUUCUCGAACUACAGCAUCGUCGCCAAGCCAUCUCUGACGCUGGUCGCACAGCCGCUGUCGCCAAACGACACGCACGAGGAUUCCGCACAGUCCGAGAGAAUAUAUCUAUGCUCAUUGACCCCGACUCGCUCAUCGAAUACGGCGGCCUUGCACUCGCAGCCCAAAAGAAGCGUUACACACCCGAAGAUCUCAUUGCAAAGACAUCUGGCGACGGAAUAGUCGUCGCUUUUGGCCGCAUUUCCGGCCACACAGUUGGACUCAUCAUGGGAGACUACCUCGUUCUCGCAGGAACGCAGGGUUAUUUCCACCAUCAUAAACUGGAUCGGAUCCUAACUGCUAUCCUCUCCCACCCCGCACCGUUGGUGCUGUAUGCGGAAGGCGGAGGCGGUAGACCAGGAGAUACGGAUUAUCCCUCCGGAUCAGGACUGCAGACUCCAAGUUUUGCAUUGAUGGGUGCGGUGAGAGCGAGUGGUGUGCCGGUGGUGGGAGUUGCGAAUGGGUAUGUCUUUGCCGGAAACGCGGCCUUGUUGGGGACAUGCGACGUCGUGAUUGCCACAAAGAAAGGGAUUCCCGGUUUGGCUGGGAAGGGUGAAGUGGGGAAAACGUCGAUCGGAAUGGGCGGCAAAGCGAUGAUCGAGGCCGGUGGUUUGGGUGUGGUUGAAUCUGAUGAUAUUGGGCCCACUUCGGUGCAUGCUGGGACCGGAGGAGUGGAUGUGGUGGUAGAGGAUGAAGACGAGGCUGCGGUCGUUGCGCGGAAGCUCGUUGGCUUUUUCACCACGUCCAAGCUUGUGGAUGGACAAUGGGUCUAUUCUGGAGAUGUCAAGCUUCUUCGAACUUGCCUGCCUUGCGUAGAGGAAAGGAGACGAGCAUUCGAUAUGCGCCGUGUGAUCUCCCUCCUCGUGGACGAUGAAUCCUUCAUCGAACUGGCCCCCUACUGGGGCACAGGAAUGAUCACCGGUUUUGCCCGAAUCAAAGGUCUCUCCAUCGCCAUCCUGGCCAACGACCCAACCUCACCUCUCGGUGGAGCCAUCGACAUCAAUGCGGCACUCAAAGCCACUCGUUUACUCAAACUUCUCGCUCGCACUCGCGCUACCCAUCUCGUCAGUCUAUGCGACACACCUGGAUUCAUGGUCGGCCCCGAAUUCGAACGCACUUCCACUGCGGGUGGAUCCUUCAGAACGUUCGGAGACUGGUUCACCGCUGCAGCUGAAUUCACUCAAGCCGGUGGGCGAGUGAUCGGGCUGGUUCUCCGCCGGGCAUUCGGCUUGGGAGCACAGGCUAUGUUGGGCGGUAGUACGCUAAGCAAUUCAAUUUGCGCUUCUUGGCCUGCUGGAAGCUUCGGGCCGAUGAGUUUGGAAGGUGCAGUGCAACUCAGUAUGAAAAAGCAACUAGCGGCGAUCAAAGAUGAGGAAGAGAGGAAGAGAGUGGCGGACGAGGCGGUGGAAGGGCUGUAUAGAGGAGGAAGAGCGAUCAAUGUUGCAAGUAUGGCCGAGAUCGAUACAGUGUUGGAUCCUGCAGAGACUAGGGAUUGGUUAGAGAGGGUUGUGGGGGAUGUAUUAGGAGAGAGAGUGGCAAGCUAUAAGACGCGGCGGGGGAACGCUGCUCAUCCUCAUUUGUAG
Messenger RNA from Ustilago hordei, 3480 nucleotides. RefSeq lists its product as uncharacterized. Gene Ontology annotation, molecular function: ATP binding; ligase activity; metal ion binding. The record is from RefSeq and is a predicted model, not a curated record. Bases 1 to 3480 code for a protein of 1159 amino acids. The transcript has a single exon. NCBI's taxonomy places the organism in Eukaryota, Fungi, Basidiomycota, Ustilaginomycetes, Ustilaginales, Ustilaginaceae.